Caenorhabditis briggsae is the source of this 3393-nucleotide messenger RNA. The transcript is spliced from 9 exons. Lineage: Eukaryota; Metazoa; Nematoda; Chromadorea; Rhabditida; Rhabditidae. Bases 1 to 3393 code for a protein of 1130 amino acids. Gene Ontology annotation, biological process: transmembrane transport. The record is from RefSeq and is a predicted model, not a curated record. Gene Ontology annotation, cellular component: membrane. Gene Ontology annotation, molecular function: ATP binding; ABC-type transporter activity; ATP hydrolysis activity.
AUGCGUCAAGAGGAACAUGUGCGUUCGUGGUGUAAUGGUCAGCAUGGAUGCCUUCCAAGCGCAGGAACCGAUUCAUGCACAGAAAAUGAAGAGUCUGAAAAUUUCAAACUUUUCAAAACGCUUUUCCAUUUGCAUUCGAAACACUGGACAUCCUUCAGAUUCCCGUAUUUUCUUCUGGCUUGCGAAUGUGUUUGCUCAAUUUACGAACCGGCCAUGUUCAAGCAAAUGAAUAAGGACAUGUUUGGUGAUGGACCACAUGUGAUUUCGUCUUGCUCAAAAUGGCAAAGCCUUCGAUUGUUCUUAAUCAUUCUGACAUCUAUACGGCAACACUAUAUGGGUCUGGCGAAGCUCCGAGCAACAGUGGAUCUUCGAAACUUGGUCUACGAAAACAUUCUAGAGCAACCGAUCAGUUUCUUCGAUCAAAAUCAAUCAGGCGAGCUGAGCACACUACUGGCAUCCAACUGUGGAACAAUAGCGAGCUACACUCCUGAUCUGAUUGCUAGCGUUGCGAAAGAUAUCUUUUUCGUUGUUGGAGAUGUCAUGUACGUGGUAAAUUUGUCAUGGCAAUUGACACUGUUGGUUCUGGUAUCUGCUCCUGUGAUUGGUCUUGUGACGAUUCAUUUUGGAGAUAAGAAGAGGAUGCUCUCCGAAGAGAUUGUCGCCUCCGAGGCUCGCUGCAAUGGAACAUCUGGAGAAGCGUUCUCCGGAGCACGAACCAUCCGAUCCAUGGCUGCCGAAUCCAACGAACUUCGAAAAUAUUAUCUUGUGAACGAGGAGAACUACAGUAUCCGUUCCAAAGAUGUCGGAAGUGAUUCAACUCAUGGGUUCUUGGUCGAUUUCGCAUGGCGACUCAUUUCAUGGGGAGUUUAUGUUUGUGGUCACUAUUUGAGGGAAUGCAACAUAAUGGAUGGGCAAGGUUUGAGCGUGUUUGUGGUCUACCACUGCCGAUCUCUAGGUGCGCUCACGAGACUAAUCAAAACCUACUCGGAUGGCAUGAAGACCAUUGGGAAGUCCAAGAAAGUUCUGGAGAUCCUUAGCUCAAAUCCCAAAUCCCAACUAAACUCUGGCAUCGAGACUCCGAAUGUUGUUGGUGGGAUAACGAUAGAGAAUGUGGAUUUUGCCUACGAGAUCAAUGGAAAAAGGAUCCUCAAAAGUCUGAAUCUAUCGAUUGCCCCCGGACAGACCGUGGCUCUAGUUGGCCCUAGUGGACAUGGAAAAUCGACUAUUGUUUCUUUGCUCCAGAGGUUCUACGCUCCAACAUCAGGAAGAAUUUUACUAGACCAGACGCCUAUCGUUAACAUCGAUCAUAAGUUUUACCAUAGCAAAGUUGCACUUGUGGGUCAGGAGCCUGUCUUGUUCUCAGGUACGAUCCGGGAGAACAUCUUGUAUGGCUAUGAUGAAGGGACAGAAGCAGACAUGAUAAGAGUCGCUCGGAUGGCUAAUGUGGACGAGUUCGUUUCCAAGAUGACGGGUGGUUACGAUACGGUUAUUGUCUGGUGGCCAGAAGCAGAGGGUGGCUAUCGCCAGAGCGUUGGUUCGCAAUCCUCGGAUCUUGAUCCUCGACGAGGCCACGUCUGCCCUGGAUGUGGAAUCGGAGGCGUUGGUUCAGCAAGCUCUUGGCAGAUGCUCCGUCGGGAUGACAGAAUUGAAAAUGAAGAACCUGGAAGUUUCGCACUUUUCAGAACUAUUUUCAAUAUUCAUAUAAAGCAUUGGAACGCUUUCCGGCUUCCGUAUUUGCUUCUGGCGGCCGAAUGUGUCUGCUUCCUCUACGAACCAAUCCUUUACAAAAGAAUGCAAUCCGAUAUGUUUAGAGAUGGACCACAUGAUCUCUCUUCCUGUGUUAAAUGGCAACUAGUUCGGCUCGUCACAAUCAUUUUAUUAUCUACAAAGGAAUACUAUAUGGGUCUGGCGAAACUCCGAGCAACAGUGGAUCUUCGAAACUCGGUUCACGAGAACAUUCUACACCAACCGAUCAGUUUCUUCGAUCAAAAUCAAUCGGGAGAGUUGAGCACACUUUUAUCGUCCAACUGUGGAACGAUAGCCAGCUACACGCCUGAAUUGAUUGCCAGCGUUGCGACAGAUGUUUUCAUGGUUAUUGGAGAUGGCAUGCUUCUGUUAACGUGUUCAUGGCAACUGACACUGACGAUUUUGUUGUCUGCGCCUGCCAUUAGUUUUGUGUCGAUAUACUUUGGAAAUGAGAGGAAGAUGAUAUCCGAAGAGACUGUCGCCUCCGAUUCUCGCUGCAGCGGAAUAACUGGAGAAGCGUUCUCCGGAGCACGAACCAUCCGAUCGAUGGCUGCCGAAUCCAACGAACUUCGAAGAUAUAAUCUUGUGAAUGAGGAAUACUACAAUAUCCGUUCCAAAGACGUUGGAAGUGAUUCUUCUCAUGGAUUCUUGGUCAAUUUCGGGUGGCGACUCGAUUCGUUGCUCAUUUAUUGGUAUGGCCAUUAUUUGAGGAAAUACAAUCGAUUGGAUGGGCAGGAGUUUCACACGUUUGUGAUCUACCAUUUUCGAGCGAUAUAUGCACUAACGAGACUAAUUAAACUGCACUCGGAGGGUAUGAAAACCAUUGGGAAGUCCAAGAAAGUUCUGGACCUCCUAAGCUCUGAUCCAAAAUCCAAGCUACUCUCUGGCACCGAGAAACCGAGUGUUAUUGGUGGGAUUACGAUAGAAGACGUGGAUUUUGCUUACGAGAUCGAUGGAAAAAGGAUCCUCAAAAGUCUGAAUCUAUCGAUUGCCCCCGGACAGACCGUGGCUCUGGUUGGCCCUAGUGGACAUGGAAAGUCCACUCUUGUUUCUCUACUCCAACGAUUCUAUGCUCCUUCGUCGGGACGAAUUCUUCUUGAUGGGACCCCAAUCGAGAAUAUUGACCAUAAAUUUUACCAUAGUAAAGUGGCACUUGUUGCUCAGGAGCCUGUCUUGUUCUCGGGAACGAUCCGAGAGAAUAUUCUGUAUGGCUAUGACGAAGGAUCGGAGGAAGACAUGAUGCGAGUGGCACGGAUGGCCAAUGUGGAUGAGUUCGUUUCCAAGAUGGCAGAUGGUUACGACACGGUUUGUGGAGAGCGAGGAGUCCGGCUGUCCGGCGGCCAGAAGCAGAGGGUGGCUAUCGCCAGAGCCCUUGUUCGCAAUCCUCAGGUCCUGAUUCUCGACGAGGCCACCUCGGCAUUGGAUGUGGAGUCGGAAGCACUGGUUCAGGAAGCUCUCAGUCGGUGUUCCCAGGAUAUGACUGUCUUGGUCAUUGCUCACCGUCUCUCAACUGUUCGGAACGCCGACAAAAUUGCGGUCAUUGAAAAUGGAAGUGUCAGUGCUCAAGGGACUCAUGAGGAGUUGAUGGAGGAUUCUGAAGGGACUUAUUUUAAAUUGGUCACAAGACAGUCAAAUGUGAUUGGAUAA